Messenger RNA from Parnassius mnemosyne (clouded apollo), 2331 nucleotides. Lineage: Eukaryota; Metazoa; Arthropoda; Insecta; Lepidoptera; Papilionidae. The record is from the annotation of a GenBank genome assembly.
AUGGACGCUAAGAUUUGGGUAUUACUAGCCAUUGUAAUCACAGUUCAAUGUCGCGAUAUAACCGAAGGUUCGAUUAACGGUGGACAUAAAAUAUAUGACGAAAACAAACAAGCAAGUCCGGCGUUAUGGCGACGGAUAGAGAACGUAACGAUUGCGGCAAACGAGAGCGAAAUAAUUAGCGGAAUUAUUGUCACAGAUUUAAGAGAAGAGAAAGAUGGAGAUGCUAAAAUAGUGGAAGGUGGAGAAGGACAGAACAACGUUACCAUUGAACUUAAAAGUCCUGCUGUACUGAGAGGAUUCGACUUCCAUAUUGAAGCUUAUGCCAUCCCUAAAAGUCAACAAAAAUCUACAGAACAUGAAAUUAAAACAUUUCCAUCCGAUAAAUCUACUGAAAAUUCAAAACCAGAAACAAGUUUAAAUACAGAUGCAAGUAUACCUAUUAGUUUAGCUAAAAAUGAAAUAUCUUCGUCUUCGGAAAGUUCCAUAGAAUCGUCCACAAAUAUAGAAAAAAAAAUUAAUCAAAGACAAAAUCGUGACACGGAAAAAAUAGACAAAUCUACUCAAGAAACAAAUCCUGCACAGUCAUUUACAGACAAAAGUACUACAAUCGUCCCAGAGGGCAGAGAAUCACAUACGCUUGUAAAUAAAUAUACAUCAACUCAAGUACCUGAACAAAGACAUGACUUUCAUGUCCCAAAACUUCAAUUACAUGAAUUCAGUAGAAUGCCAGAAUCAACGGCUAGAAAUGUUCCUAUAAGUGACUUAAAAAAGAUGGAAGACACGAACUAUAAUCGAGACCACGAAAUUUAUGGGGAUAAUAAGAGAUAUACACAUGUUGAUUAUCCUCAAUUUACAAACAACCGUGAUAACAAUGAAUUACCAGUACCAGCUAUAGUUAACAUUGAAAUGCCUACCAUAGAAAAUAAUAACAAAAAUAAAAAUUUGCGUAAGAAGCGUGAUUUGGGUAAUGAACAACACAAUCCGGUAAUUAAUGACAAAGAAGGUCUAACAUCUUUUCCCCAAAGAUUAACUAACGAUGAUAAUACUGCUGAAAUUUAUAAAUCAAAUAGUCAAACAGAGGAAUCUAUAAAUGCAGCAACUACAAAAUCAGAAAGGAUAACUGAAAAGCAAGGUAACCUCCAAAAUAAUUCGGAGGUAACAGAUAGUGUUAAAACGGAUAAUUCUGCAAACGUUUCGAAAUUAAUUGAAGAUAACAAUAGAAAUAUUCGAGAUACAACGAUGGUUAAUACAAAUGAUAAAAAAGAAACCUUACUAUCACCCAUUGAUAUUCUCGAUGACUCUAAAUAUCCAAUAACUACUUUUACAGCCACAUCCGACAAGCCCAAAAUGGAUCAGCAAAAUGCACUAAAAAUUAAUGAUAACAACAAAGUCCCACAAAGUAAUCUAAAAAUACCUACUGUACUUCAUUCCGAUACUGAUGACAGUGUAAAUGACGAUAAUACAACAGUGGUUACAGUAGAAACUGAAGAUAUGGAAAGAAAUUCCAGGGAUACAGUGAGUGAUACAAAAAACGAAAUGUUAUCUUUUACUAAAGUUUUGAAACCCACUAAUAAUAUUAACAUCACUUCAAAUCAAAACAAAUCUGUACUAACAACAAAUCUAGAGAAUUUCAAACUUGGUCAAGUGACAGGCGAAACUACUAUUGAACCGCAUGAAAAUAUUGACGUGCCAGUUGAAUUCAAAUAUGGGGUUUCAGAUUCAGCACAUCUUGUUAAUUUAACAACAGACGCUUCUCAAAGAUCUAAACAAAAUGAAAGGAAAACUCGCGAUACGAAGGAAGUCAAUAAAACAGAUAACAACAAUAACGAAAAGCUUUCUCCAAAUACCGAUAUGGAUGUAAGUGCAGAAAUAACUACCAAAACUCAGAAAAUGAACACUGGUAAUAUCGACAGCAAAUCUGCUAUAACAUCAAAGAUCGAGGCUAAGAAAACGAUUACUGAUAAAGAUGAGAAACUUCAACAAAUUCCAAUAGUAGCCACUGUUCUAAAUACCACUGAAAGUAAAAUUAAUCCUAAAUUUGCAAUGAAGAAUAUUCCUCAACAAUUUACUAAAACGGUUUCAGUGAAAGAAAAUAGUCAGUCACCGAAAACUCCUCGAGAUAUCAAGGAAACUGAUACAGUAGGCCCAAAAAAUGCAUCUAUAGAAGAGCUUAACAGCGAUAUACCACGAAAGGACAUUAAAGUUAGCUACACAGAUUCUACAUUUAUUGUGACACCAGCAAGAUCCAAUAAAGAACAGGCAAAAAUACUUAAAAACACAAGUGAAAAUAAUAACAACGAAUCCACAGAAAAGUCAGUGCCCAGAGAAUAG